This is a messenger RNA of Vigna unguiculata (cowpea), 2768 nucleotides long. The record is from RefSeq and is a predicted model, not a curated record. Lineage: Eukaryota; Viridiplantae; Streptophyta; Magnoliopsida; Fabales; Fabaceae.
UUCGCAUAUACUGAGGAUCUAGAGCUUGAUGAAUUUAUUAUGGAGCAACUAUGGCAAGCCAGUGGUUGGGUGCACCAAAACAGCUUUGGGUAUUUGAAAAGGUUGACUGUAGAGGGAUGUGAUAGUGUAGUGCAUGUAAUUCCAUCUCAUUUGCUUUCUUGCUUUCAUAAUUUGGAAGAGUUAGACGUAAGGGAUUGCGAAGCAGCAGAGGUGAUAUUUAAUAUGAAUGAUGAGAACAGGGUGAUGAUAACAAAAGCUUCUCCAAUAUUCCGUCUGAAAAGGUUGUAUCUAUAUGAUCUACCAAAUCUGGAGCAUGUAUGGGAGAAGGAUCCGGAGAGAAUUAUGGGCCUUCAAGCGCUAGAGGAAAUGUCUGUUAUAUAUUGUGAGCGUCUUAAAAGUUUGUUUCCAGCAUCCUUGGCCACCAGAGAUCUCACCACACUUGAGGUAAUAAAUUGUAAGGAAUUGAGAGAGAUAUUUGGGAAGGAUGAAAAAGUUGGAGAAGGAACAACACAACACUCUGCGUUUCCUCCUCUCACCACAUUGAAGCUGUACCAAUUGCCAUCCCUCGAAUACUCUAUCCACUGCUCCAAACAACAGGAGAGUACAUCAAAUUUGAGUGAGGGAGAUAUACAAGAGAUAUGUCUUGGCUCACGGUCCAUUCCAAACUCCUACUUCUGUCUCUUAGAAUCUCUAACUCUUGAUGGUUGCGAGUUUUUAACCGAUGUACUGCUACCAUUCAAUUUGCUUCCUUUCUUAACUAAUUUGGAAACGUUGGAAGUUCGAUACUGUGAUUCUGUCGAAAUCAUCUUUGAUGUCAAAUGUACAACACAAGACAGAGAGGUGGCAUCUAUGAGACCAACCCUUCCUUUUUCCCUGAAGAAAUUGACUUUAUCCAACUUGCCAAAUCUGAAGAAUGUUUGGAAUGGAGAUCCUCUAGUAAUUCUUAGUAUGCACCAUUUACAAGAAGUUUGUGUUAAAGAAUGCGAAGGCCUUACAAGUGUGUUUCCAGCAUCAAAAGAAAAAUAUCUUCUGAAACUUGAAAAUCUAGUAGUGAGAUACUGCGGAGGAUUGAUGACUAUUUUUGGAGAGGAUAAUAUAGAUCCAAGAACAAAGCUAGAGCUUACAUGUCCCUUUGUGAGAUCAUUGGAGCUUGAGGGUUUGCCCGACUUCAAGUAUUUUUACUACAACUCUCUGUAUACUGACAUUUUUACAGAUCUAGAAUCACAUACCGAGAAUAAAGUCGGUAGUGAAAAGUUAUUAAAGUGCUUGUCAUUGGGGAAAAAUGGAGUAAAUAUGAUUUUGCAAGGAGAAUUUCAGCCAAACCUCCUAGACAACAUAAAAGCACUUACUCUGUGCUUGGGUUCAGAUUUAUUUGGAUAUGGAAUACUAGAACGGUUUCCAAAUAUAGAGAAACUUGUGGUGCGUGAUGGUUCCUUCAAGGAGAUCUUCUGUUCUGAAAGUCCUAAUAAUGUCUUACAUCAGCUCAAAGUAUUACAGUUGGAGUCCCUUGGAGAGCUGGUUUCCAUUGGGCUAGACAACUUUUGGACUGAUUCCUUUGUCAGAAACUUAGAAACCUUUGAAGUCAUUAGUUGUGAGAGUUUAGAAAACUUGGUAGCAUGCACAGUGUGUUUCUCCAAUCUGAUAUGUUUGAAAGUAGAAGGUUGUCAUAGCUUAUCAUAUUUGUUGACAUCCUCAACAGCCAAGAGUUUGGGUCAACUGAAAAGAAUGGAGAUAAAAUGGUGUAGAUCAAUUGAAGAGAUAGUGUGUAAGGAGGAAUCAGAUGAGGAUGAGAUAAUAUUUCCGAAGCUCAGUUGUUUAAAUCUUGAAUGGAUAGGGGAGCUGGGAAGGUUCUACAGAGGGAGUUUAAGUUUCCCAUCCUUGGAGGAACUGUCAGUAACAUAUUGUGAAAAGAUGAUAACUUUUUGUGUGGGUACAGUGAAAGCAGACAAGUUGUCUCAAGUUCAACUUGAUAAGUUCUCAGAAGCUAUUCAAUUGGAAAUCGAUCUGAACUCUACAUCUGAUAGCAUGCAAAAAAGCUUGGUAGCAUGCAAAAAAGGAGUGUCUUUCUCCAAUCUGACAUGUUUGAAAGUAGAAGAUUGCGAUAGCUUAUCAUAUUUGUUGACAUCCUCAACAGCCAAGAGUUUGGGUCAACUGAAAAGAAUGGAGAUAAAAAGGUGUAGAUCAAUUGAAGAGAUAGUGUGUAAGGAGGAAUCAGAUGAGGAUGAGAUAAUAUUUCCGAAGCUCAGUUGUUUAAAUCUUGAAUGGUUAGGGGAGCUGGGAAGGUUCUACAGAGGGAGUUUAAGUUUCCCAUCCUUGGAGGAACUGUCAGUAACAUAUUGUAAAAAGAUGAUAACAUUUUGUGUAGGAAGUGUAGACGCAGGCAAGUUGUGUCAAGUAAAAUUUGGAUCCGAAGAGGUUAUUCCAUUGGAAACCGAUCUCAACUCAAUUAUGUGGGAGAAAUAUCUGAGAAAGACGCUAGGAGAAUCAUGGCUUGAUCUCGACAGAAGUAAACCAGAACUAGGAGAGAUAUGGCGUGGCUCACUGUCUAUACCCAACUUCUGUUUCAGAGAGUUGGUCACAUUGAAGGUGAAUGAUUGUCUGUUUUUAUCGGAUGCAGUGUACCCUUCCAUUUAUUUCCCCUAUUAUCCAAAUUGCAAACAUUGAAAGUUCGAAACUGUGAUUCUGUCAAAGUCAUAUUUGAUGAUGUCAAAUGUUCAACACAAGACACUUUAAUUACUUUUUCUAUGAAGAAAUUGGUUUUAUCGAAC